Messenger RNA from Leptosia nina, 1932 nucleotides. The record is from the annotation of a GenBank genome assembly. Lineage: Eukaryota; Metazoa; Arthropoda; Insecta; Lepidoptera; Pieridae.
AUGAGUAGAAAACCUAUUGCAUUUGGUAAAAUCACUCUCAAUUUCAAAAAAGAGUCCAAGGAUAAUGAGUCGACGGCCGGGUUUGGGACUUUCGGCCGUCCUAUACAGGAGCAUAAAGAAAUCGAAGAAUUAUCAGACGACCUUGAAAGUCAGCAUGUACAGGAAGUUAUGGGGAUAAAAAACUUCGGGAAAAAGGCAAAAAACUUCGACAUAGAGGAAAUGAUGGAACGCGCAAGGAAAACAGCACAAGAAGUUGCAAAAAAGAAGGAAGAAAUGGAAAAGAAGAAUGACGAUACUGAUGGCACUAUGUCGCCGACAUUGGUAUCAGUUGACAAUGACAUUAUCGGCCCUCCCGUGCCGUCUAGCCUCUCAGCCAAAGAGCCAGAUAAGGAAGAAACUAGUAAAACUAAGGGUAACAAUGAUGAGGAUAGUAUUGAUGAACUUAGUGAUUCAGAUGAUGAAGAAUUACCACUAGAAAAACGGAUACCAAACACACAUGAGGUUGAAAUGCAUCAUGGUUCAAAAGCUGUUGUAGCCUUAGCUGCAGACCCAUCAGGAGCCAGAUUAGCUACUGGUUCUAUCGACUAUGAUGUUUCCUUCUGGGAUUUUGCUGGAAUGGACUCAUCGAUGCGGUCCUUUAGAACCCUUCAGCCAUGUGAAAACCAUCCAAUCAGAGCUCUUCAAUACUCAGCAACUGGUGAUUCUAUCUUAGUAGUCAGCGGUUCUGCACAAGCCAAAGUAUUAGAUAGAGAUGGUUUUGAAGUACUUGAGUGUGUGAAAGGAGAUCAAUAUAUUACAGAUAUGGCAAGGACAAAAGGCCACACAGCUGCCCUUAACAGUGGAUGCUGGCAUCCCCACAUCCGAGAAGAAUUCAUGACCUGUUCCCAGGAUGGCACUCUCAGACUCUGGCUUACAGAAAACCCGAAGCAACAUAAAUCCGUCAUCAAACCACGGCAGCAGGGUGGAUUAAAAACAAAUCCCACAUCCUGCGCCUUCUCCAGAGAUGGCAACACAGUUGCUUGCGGUUGCUUUGAUGGUUCUAUCCAAAUGUGGGAUCAUCGAAAGAAUUUCGUCAAUACUACGAGGAUCUUGCGUGAUGCUCAUCAGAAACAAACGGAAAUAUCCAGCAUUGCCUUCUCCUAUCUAGGUUCAUACCUAGCCAGUAGAGGAAAUGAUGACACUCUUAAAUUGUGGGAUUUGAGAUCCUUUAAGAAACCCCUCAAUAUUUUUGGUGGUUUAUUCUCGAGGUAUGAACAAACAGACUGCAAUUUUAGCCCAGAUGACACAAUGGUCUUCACAGGAGAAUCAUUGCAACGGAACCAAGAUGUCGGCCGGCUAUUAUUCUACAAUACAAAAACAUUUGACAUGGUAACACAUAUAGAUGUGACUAAAUCACAUGUGAUUAAAGCAAUAUGGCAUCCCAAGUUGAAUCAAAUUUUUAUUGGUUGUGGAAAUGGAGUUGUCAAAUGCUACUAUGACAGCAAGAGAAGUUUGCGAGGCGCAAAGUUAUGUAUGGUCAAGACGCACAGGAAGAAGCAGUCUGUAGAAGUUGUUAGCACACAGCAGAUCAUAACACCCCAUGCAUUGCCACUUUUCAAACAAGAAAAGUUAAGAACUAACAAGAAAAAGAUGGAGAAAGAAAGAUUGGAUCCUAUCAAAUCUAGACGACCUGACUUGCCUAUAACAUCGGGACAGGGUGGUAGAGUGGCUGCAUCUGGAAGUACACUAAGUUCCUUUGUGAUCCGGAACUUGGGUUUAAGUAAAAGGGUCAACGAUGAGCAGGACCCUAGGGAGGCAAUUCUUAAGUAUGCAAAAGAAGCGGAGGAGAACCCAUUCUGGGUCACUCCAGCAUAUAAGAAUACCCAGCCAAAGACAAUAUUUGCUGCAGAAGAAGAUGGACCAUCUGAUGCUAAGAAGUCUAAGAGUGAAUAA